AUGAUCCUCUUCUUCUCUGCUCUCUUCUUCGCUGUCAUGCCCUUGUCUGUUCGGGGCUGGUGCCACCCAAACUUUGAGGGUGCUGCUCUCACUGUAGUCUGGAAUAACACAUGCUCAUGGUCAGCUGAACCUGCUGUCGGCGCACCCAUCAGUGCGAGCACUUUGCCCUCCAAGUUCUUCUUCCAGCAGAAUGGGGAUGAUCCCGAUAUCACCUACACCAUCAAGACCGCAGCUAACAUCAACUUUGCUGCUGAAUCCAAUGGUGAGAGAUUGUUCAUAGACAAUGCUGACUGGUCAGGCAACAACGAGAACCAGAAAUGGAGAGUUUUAUGUGGGUCGUGUGAGAUGGACAUCUCCCAGAAACAGGGCGUUGUUGCUUCGUACUGCCAAAUCACUUCCAAAACUGAUGACUUCUGCAUCAUGGAAGGAUAUGGCCCUGGCCCUUUGAGGCAGCUGGUCCAGUUCCAGCUGUAUCCAGUUCGAGACAGCGACAUCAAAUAA
Molecule: messenger RNA, 501 nt
Organism: Desarmillaria tabescens
Lineage: Eukaryota; Fungi; Basidiomycota; Agaricomycetes; Agaricales; Physalacriaceae
Exons: 5
Coding region: 1-501 (166 amino acids)
Source: RefSeq, a predicted model, not a curated record